This is a messenger RNA of Ricinus communis (castor bean), 1365 nucleotides long. Its product is annotated as glyoxylate/hydroxypyruvate reductase HPR3. The record is from RefSeq and is a predicted model, not a curated record. The coding region runs from base 298 to 1299 and encodes 333 amino acids. Gene Ontology annotation, molecular function: glyoxylate reductase (NADPH) activity; hydroxypyruvate reductase [NAD(P)H] activity; NAD binding. Gene Ontology annotation, cellular component: cytosol. Lineage: Eukaryota; Viridiplantae; Streptophyta; Magnoliopsida; Malpighiales; Euphorbiaceae. The transcript is spliced from 4 exons.
CUUCAGAGGAGUGAGUGUCAAGCUCUGUAGCUUAGGAUUGUGAGUGUGCUUCUUCUGUUGUGAAAAUACUAUAGGAUAGGCUUGUAUGCCUAAACUCGGUGCGUCUAGGACCAAUUUUUACUCGAGUUGACUAAACUUGGCAAUAAUCCCAGUGUGAUAUAGGAAUGAAAGGACAGGACUGGUGUUGAUUAAAGUAAUUCAGAAAAACUGAAUCAAAUAGGAAAGCCGACUUGAGAUCGAUUCCGAACCUCUCUGACGCGAUUCUUGUUCACUAUUUCUCAGCGGCUAGGUCUUAUAAUGGCAAAUCAUCCUCAAAAUUAUCAACAACCACAAAGCCUUCUUCCAGAGGUUCUAGUCCUUGAAAGAUCACCAGUUUUCAAAUUCCACGAACAUCGACUGUCCCAAAAGUUCCAUUUCUUGAAAGCAUGGGAGUCGCAACUUCCUCUCCACCAAUUCUUGGCCGCUCAUGCUUACUCAGUCCAAGUUCUGCUCUCCUCAGGAAGAGAUCCAGUCACCGCUAAUAAUAUUCGGCUGCUCCCAUCGCUGCGGCUCAUCGUCACCACAAGCGCAGGUCUCAACCACAUAGACUUGCAAGAGUGUCGGCGACAAGGGAUUGCCAUAGCAACUGCUGGAAGCUUGUAUUCUGAAGAUGUUGCAGAUUUAACAGUAGGACUUUUUAUUGAUGUAUUGAGAAAGAUUUCUGCUUCCGAUCAGUAUGUUAGACAAGGGUCAUGGCCUACCAAAGGAGACUUUCCUCUUGGCUUUAAGUUGAGAGGAAGACAAGUUGGGAUUGUUGGACUGGGAAGCAUUGGCUUGGAGGUUGCAAAAAGGGUAGAAGCAUUUGGUUGCAAAAUUAUGUAUAAUUCAAGAAACAAGAAACCAUCUGUACCCUAUCCAUACUAUUCAAAUGUCUGUGAACUAGCAGCUAAUUGUGAUGUUCUCAUAAUUUGCUGCGGAUUAACAGACCAAACCCGCCACAUGAUCAACAAAGAAGUCUUUGAAGCACUGGGGAAGGAAGGAGUGAUUGUUAAUGUUGGGCGUGGGGUUAUUAUAGAUGAGCAAGAAAUGGUGCAACGUUUAGUGCAAGGAGAGAUUGCAGGUGCUGGGUUGGAUGUUUUUGAGAAUGAGCCUCAUGUUCCUAAGGAGCUCACUGUAUUGAACAAUGUUGUUCUGUCUCCACAUAGAGCUGUCCAUACCACGGAAAACUUGGUUGCUUUAUGUGAACUUGUCAUAGGGAACUUGGAAGCGUUCUUUUCCAACAAACCUCUUCUGACUCCAAUAAUUGCUAUAGAUGAUUGAAUAUGAUUCUGUAUUAGAUUUUAAUUUUAAUGUAUGAUGUUUAUGAAUUGCGAUGAUCGUUGAGAA